AUUUCUGUGUUAGAAACCUCGUUUCUGAUGUAUCCAGGGACCGCCAAUUUCACUCUCGAGCUAGUGCCUUGCAGAACGGAGCUGUUACCGGAAUCUACUAAUUACGCCGCUUGAACUCCAAGGGCUUCGUUUCGUCCAGGAAGACGUUGAAAGGUCAGAGCAUUAGAAUGGACACAGAAUCAGCGUAGAGAAGUACUGAAGUAGUCGAAGAAGAAGACGACGACGACGACGAAGGGAGGAAGGGAUCAGCUGGGCUUUAAUUGAUACCACGUGGGCCAUGACCAAAACAAUAAAAGGAAGCCCAUAAAUAGAUUAAAUGAUAUAAGCCCAGCAUCAGCCCACUAACGUGAAUGAAAGCUGAGCCCAACAUUCCAAUGAAGAAGAAAACUCAAUCCUCGCAUUAGGGCUAAGAAGAACUUCGUGAGACAGCUCAAGAAGACAAAAGGCGCCAAGUGAAGCAACCCGCCAUAGAGAGACCUUCUUCUAUCUUAACUGGUUUAAUGAAACUAUAGUUUUUGUGGAAAAGUUGCUAUUUGCUAUAGGGAGGUGAAGGUAUUCUGUGCAAGUGUGUGGUGGAAUUUUCUGUUGUUUGAGCUUAAGGUGCUUCGUUAGAGCGGCGGGUUCUGUUUCCGGCUGAAAUCAUGGUGGAAAACAGAGCCUUAACAAGCACGCGGUUCUCCGACCUCAAUCCGUCACUCUCGGAACCGGUCCUCAACGCCCUAACAGAGGCUGGGUUCGAGUACUGCACACCAGUGCAGGCCGCCACGAUUCCCUUGCUAUGUAGUUUCAAGGAUGUCGCCGUCGACGCUGCUACUGGGUCGGGCAAAACCCUCGCUUUUGUUGUCCCUCUCGUUGAGAUAUUCCGUCGCGCCACAGGGCCUACCAAACCUCACGAGGUGAUGGGUGUAAUUAUAUCUCCUACAAGGGAGCUGUCAUCGCAGAUAUUUCAUGUGAUGCAACCUUUCAUAUCGACAUUGCCGAGUGUUAAGUCCAUCCUUCUUGUUGGUGGUGGAGAUGUAAAAGCAGAUUUGAAGAAAAUUGAGGACGGUGCAAAUUUGCUGAUUGGCACCCCUGGAAGAAUAUUUGACAUAAUGGAACGCGUGGAUGCUUUGGAUUUUAAAAACCUCGAGGUUUUGAUUUUAGAUGAGGCUGAUAGGUUGUUGGAUAUGGGAUUCCAGAAGCAGGUAAAUUAUAUUAUCUCUCGAUUGCCAAAGCUUCGAAGAACUGGUCUUUUCUCAGCAACUCAAACUGAGGCUGUUGCAGAGCUAUCCAAAGCAGGAUUGAGGAAUCCUGUGAGGAUUGAAGUUCAAGCAGAAACAAAAUUCAUUAAUGAUUCAGCAUCAUCGCAACAAUUGUCAUCUUCCAAAACACCUUCAGGCCUUCACCUUGAGUAUUUGGAAUGCGAAGCGGAUAAGAAAUCAUCACAGCUUGUAGAUUACAUGAUCAAGAACAAAUCUAAAAAAAUUAUAGUAUACUUCAUGACUUGUGCUUGUGUUGAUUACUGGGGAGUGGUUCUUCCAUGUCUUUCUGUUCUUAAGGGCUUCUCCUUGAUCCCUCUCCAUGGGAAGAUGAAGCAGAGUGCCAGGGAGAAAGCACUGGCUUCCUUUACGACUCUUUCAAGUGGUGUUCUUCUGUGUACUGAUGUGGCAGCACGUGGACUUGACAUUCCUGGUGUUGACUGUAUAGUUCAGUACGAUCCGCCACAAGAUCCAAAUGUUUUCAUUCACAGAGUUGGUCGGACUGCUCGUUUAGGAAGACAAGGCAGUGCUAUAGUUUAUUUAUUGCCAAAGGAGGAAGCUUAUGUUGAAUUUCUUCGCAUAAGAAGGGUUCCUCUUCAAGAGAGGAAUCUUGUUGAUGAUGCUUCUGAUGUUGUUCCACAGAUACGAUCUGCUGCAAAGAAGGAUCGUGAUGUCAUGGAGAAAGGACUCAGGGCAUUUGUUUCAUUUAUUCGAGCAUAUAAAGAACAUCACUGCUCUUACAUCUUUAGAUGGAAGGAACUUGAAAUAGGGAAACUGGCGAUGGACUAUGGCCUAUUGCAACUCCCAUCAAUGUCUGAGGUAAAGCUUCAUUCACUUUCCACUGAGGGUUUCACUCCAGUUGAAGACAUCAAUUUGGGGGACAUCAAGUUCAAGGAUAAAUCUCGUGAGAAACAACGGAAAAAGAAUUUGCAAGCCAAGAAAGAAGCGCAACAGCAAGCGCCAAAACCCCUGAAGCCCAACAAGCCUGCAACUGUUGGACCCAGUGCCAUGAGAAAGAAGACAGCUAAACAGAGACGUGCUGCCCAGACAAUUGAAGAUGCAGAUGAGCUUACUCGGGACUAUCGCCUUCUGAAAAAAUUGAAAAGGGGGGCUAUUGAUGAAACAGAAUAUGCAAAGUUAACUGAAACUGAAGAUUUACUUUGAAGUGCAUGAUUUAAAGGUUGCCGUCUUUUCGGACUAUUGCCUUUUGGAGUCCUAUUCGCCUCCGACGUGGAGUUCUGUUUUGAGAAAAGGAAUCCUGAACCUGGUCUUUAGCUGAAGUCCAGCAUUGAAGGCUUGUUUUGGAGAUUAACUGCAGACAAAGUGUUUCAAAAGUUGUUCAAUGAACUGACUCUGCAGGUGAUGGAAUCAGCUCUCACUCACUUUUUUCUUUUUGGCAUUUUGGCCAGUUUAGGGUUUAGGAUAUUACAUUUGUGUUUGUUUCACUAGACGACGUGGGGAUCAUGCCAAAUGGGAACUAAAGAACCUUUAUAUGACUUGGAAUUCAAGUAUAGUUUAUCUAUCUUUAUUUGCUGGAUUCAAUAAAAUUGGUGAUUGAAGCUUGGAGAUUA
Tripterygium wilfordii is the source of this 2809-nucleotide messenger RNA. RefSeq names its product DEAD-box ATP-dependent RNA helicase 18. NCBI's taxonomy places the organism in Eukaryota, Viridiplantae, Streptophyta, Magnoliopsida, Celastrales, Celastraceae. Gene Ontology annotation, molecular function: RNA helicase activity; ATP binding; nucleic acid binding. Bases 642 to 2402 code for a protein of 586 amino acids. Gene Ontology annotation, cellular component: nucleolus. The record is from RefSeq and is a predicted model, not a curated record. The transcript has 12 exons.